AUGUUGACAUUGAAGAGCUCAGACGACGAGGAAUUCACGGUGGAAGAGUCGGUCGCCGUCCAGUCCUUGACGAUCAAGAACAUGAUCGAGAAGAAGAACUGCUCCGGGACCACCACGAUUCCGCUGCCAAACGUGGACAGCAAGACUUCGGUAAUGCUAAUACAGUACUGCAAGAAACAUGCAGAUCAAAGUGCAACAGCAGAUGAUAUCAAGAAAUUCGAUUCCGAGUUUGUUGAACAAAACCAGUAUGCUCUCUUUGAUCUGGUCAUGGCGGCAAAUUAUCUCAACAUCAAGAGCUUGCUGCACACCAUGUGCGAUGAAUUUUUUAUUUCGGAACCCAUUGACUUACCCUCGGCUGAGAAUAUGUUGACACUGAGGAGCUCAGACAACGAGAAUUUCACGGUGGAAGAUUCCGUCGCCGUCCAGUCCUUGACGAUCAAGAGCAUGGUUGAGAACAACUGUGCCGGGACCACAAUUCCACUGCCACACGCGGACGGCAGGACUUUGGUCACGGUGAUCGAGUACCGCAAGAAGCAUGCAGAUCAAGGAGCAACAGCAGAUGAAGUCGAGAAAUUUGAUUCCAAGAACGAUACCAGGAGGAUCACAUUGGUCUGA
Messenger RNA from Cornus florida, 615 nucleotides. RefSeq names its product SKP1-like protein 12. Gene Ontology annotation, biological process: SCF-dependent proteasomal ubiquitin-dependent protein catabolic process. The record is from RefSeq and is a predicted model, not a curated record. Gene Ontology annotation, molecular function: cullin family protein binding. Gene Ontology annotation, cellular component: nucleus; cytoplasm. Lineage: Eukaryota; Viridiplantae; Streptophyta; Magnoliopsida; Cornales; Cornaceae. The coding region runs from base 1 to 615 and encodes 204 amino acids. The transcript has 2 exons.